Molecule: messenger RNA, 252 nt
Organism: Parastagonospora nodorum SN15
Lineage: Eukaryota; Fungi; Ascomycota; Dothideomycetes; Pleosporales; Phaeosphaeriaceae
Exons: 2
Coding region: 1-252 (83 amino acids)
Source: RefSeq, a predicted model, not a curated record
AUGUCCUCGUGGCCUAUCACCUCUAAAGUAAGCGAGCACUACGACUCGAGUGUUGCACGGUUAGGAGAGACCGGCACAUGCAAACCCACAGCAGCCGCGAAUCCGAAUAUUCUACGAAAAUAUCUGGACUUGCAGUACGCGACUGUUGCACGACACACGAAUGCAGUGGCGAAAAUACUCAUCUACUUCCAUCGUUCAGGUGAGAACCGUUUUGAUAUUGGGGGAUCCGCUGAUGGUUCCCAGGGACACUAA